Hibiscus syriacus is the source of this 1750-nucleotide messenger RNA. Its product is annotated as pheophorbide a oxygenase, chloroplastic-like. NCBI's taxonomy places the organism in Eukaryota, Viridiplantae, Streptophyta, Magnoliopsida, Malvales, Malvaceae. Bases 39 to 1649 code for a protein of 536 amino acids. Gene Ontology annotation, molecular function: chlorophyllide a oxygenase activity; pheophorbide a oxygenase activity; 2 iron, 2 sulfur cluster binding. Gene Ontology annotation, cellular component: chloroplast thylakoid. The record is from RefSeq and is a predicted model, not a curated record. The transcript has 7 exons.
AAAAGAACCAAAGAAAUCAGAUAAUAUUAAAUUAAAAAAUGGCAGGGUUUCUUCUAGCUACCAUCCCUACAUCCAAUUUGGCUACUCCUUUUACAACAUCUUCGGGAAGCAAAACCCAUCCUUUUUUAUAUCCAAUGAAGAACCUUGCUUCCACAAGAUUCCCUAAUCUUACACCUCUACACGUGGCAACCUCUCCAUCAUCAGCAGCAGAAGGAAAUUUAGAUCAGAAACACGAAGAGUUUAGUGUAAGAGAUGAAUUCGGUGAAGAGAGUUCAGAGUCUAAGUUCUCAUGGAAAGAUCAUUGGUACCCGGUUUCCUUGGUUGAAGAUCUGGACCCAUCUUUACCCACACCGUUUCAGCUUCUGGGUCUUGACUUGGUGCUUUGGUUCGACAGAGGAAGCAAUCAGUGGGUUGCCUUUGAUGAUAAAUGCCCCCACAGGCUUGCUCCUUUGUCAGAAGGGCGGAUAGAUGAAAAUGGGCACUUGCAAUGUUCAUAUCACGGAUGGUCUUUUGCUGGAUGUGGAUCUUGCACUAGGAUUCCUCAGGCUGCGUCUCAAGGUCCCGAAGCUCGUGCGAAUCGAUCUCCGAGAGCAUGUGCCACUAGGUUUCCUACAAUGGUGUCUCAAGGCUUGCUUUUUGUUUGGCCUGAUGAGAAUGGACAGGAAAGAGCUGGUGCUACCAAGCCCCCCAUGUUGCCUGAUGACUUUAACAAACCCGAAUUCGCAACUGUGAACAUUCAACGUGAUCUGUUCUAUGGUUACGAUACCCUCAUGGAGAACGUCUCCGAUCCUUCCCACAUUGAUUUUGCUCAUCACAAGGUUACUGGGAGGAGAGACAGAGCGAAGCCUUUGCCGUUUAAGGUGGAGUCUAGUGGCCCUUGGGGAUUUGGUGGAUCAAAUGAGGGUAACCCAAAGAUCAGUGCCAAGUUUGUUGCACCUUGCUAUUAUAUGAAUAAAAUAGAGAUAGACACAAAGCUUCCAAUAGUUGGUGAGCAGAAAUGGAAAAUAUGGAUAUGUUCAUUCAAUGUACCCAUGGCUCCAGGGAAGACACGAUCGAUCGUUUGCAGUGCACGAAACUUCUUCCAGUUUUCCGUGCCUGGGCCUGCCUCGUGGCAGAUUGUCCCUAGAUGGUUCGAACACUGGACAUCAAACAAAGUUUAUGAUGGAGAUAUGAUUGUACUUCAAGGCCAAGAAAAAAUAUUUCUUUCAAAAUCAAUGGAGAGUUCCAAGGACAUCAAUCAGGAGUACACAAAGCUCACAUUUACACCCACACAAGCCGAUCGAUUCGUCUUGGAAUUUCGGAAAUGGCUAAGGCGACAUGGAAACAGUCAACCGGAAUGGCUCAACACCACCAUCCAACAACCUCUCCCGUCAAUAGUGUUAUCAAAACGCCAGAUGAUGGAUAGAUUCGAGCAACACACACUCAAGUGUUCAUCAUGCAAACAGGCUUACACGUCAUUCCAAACAUGGCAAAAGAUCUUAAUCGGUACAACAGUUGCAUUAUGCGCUUCAGCCGGCAUCCCAUCUGAUUUCCAGCUCCGGGUUGUUUUAGCAGCGCUUGCAGUUGUUUCGGCUGGUUUGGCAUUUGCAUUGCAUCAACUCGAGAAGAACUUCGUUUUUGUUGAUUAUGUACAUGCUGAAAUAGAUUGAAGCAAGUUUGAAACCAAAACAUUGAGAAAUUUCCGGUGUAUGUACAACAUAUUUAGAAAGGUCUAAUUACAGAUUGAAUCCUUCUGCAUUGAUAUCUGAAA